Molecule: messenger RNA, 1791 nt
Organism: Aspergillus saccharolyticus JOP 1030-1
Lineage: Eukaryota; Fungi; Ascomycota; Eurotiomycetes; Eurotiales; Aspergillaceae
Product: CCCH zinc finger protein
Exons: 5
Coding region: 1-1524 (507 amino acids)
Cellular component (GO): nucleus
Molecular function (GO): metal ion binding
Source: RefSeq, a predicted model, not a curated record
AUGACAGAAGAUCAAGAUCUCAUGGCAAAGAUCAGUCAGCUUGCUGGUAGCCAAAUCAAUCGACACAAGAAUCAACAUACGCAGCCCGAGUCCUCUUACACAAGCGAAAUUCCCGCCGGGCAAUAUGUCUCGCGACAUGUGCCAUCACGAGGACGAGUGUGGGCGCCGUAUCGCGGACGACCGUAUCCCCGCGGCGGCCGCCAUUACUCUGCCCCCCACCGCCACCGAACGCUCGUCCUCAACAACAAUCCCCCCACCACUGCAUCGGGAACACCAGGCUCGACGCCAUCUGCAGGCGCCGGAACGGACACCGAAGGCGAGGGCAACAACAAUAAAUGGGUGGCGAAGCGCGACCGGCACAUGCAGCUGAUCAACUCGGCCAUCUACGACAAGGAGGCUCAGUCGCGGGCCAAGGCGAUGGAGGAGAGCCGCAAGGCGAAGUCACAGAAGAAGGCACAGAUCGAGCAGGCCAGAGUGCUCCGGUAUGCGCUGGGCCAUGGUCGCAUGUAUCAGCCGUCUGGCUUUGCCGCCGCGCCGACGACCAGUCCCGCUGUUGCCGCGGGUGAACAGGCGGCUGAAUAUCAGGUCUUGGUCAACGAGGUGCCCUUCCGAGUUUCGCGCGGCGGCAGUAAGCUGAUUCGAGUGUCUGGUGCGUGUUCCUACCGUUAUGCAUUUUCAUUUCCUUUUCUCUUUCUAACUGGCUUACCGAUGGUAGAUGAUCCGAAUACGGCCAACAAUACGCCGAAAAGAGUUACGAUUGCCGGGGUGGUCUUUGUUCGUAGCAAGAAUGGAAACCUGCAUCGGCUGGGUGCUGUUACGUCCAAGAGGAAACCGAUGGCGGUCAAGAAGAAGGACGCUCUUUGCCAGCGAUUCACUACGACGGGUACCGACACUCUCCCCAACGAUAGGCUUUCGGCCGUCUAUUAUUCCUUUGCUUUCUUCUUUCUUCUCAUUUGCAGCUGCUACAAAGGACCCUUGUGUCCCUACACUCACGACCCCAACAAAGUUGCUAUUUGCAAGGACUUUCUCCAGACUGGUAAAUGCAACUCAGGUAUGAGUUGCGAUCUUUCCCACGAGCCUUCGCCCCACCGAUCCCCCGCAUGUGUACAUUUUCUUCGAGGUCGCUGUGCGAACCCCGAGUGUCGCUACGCCCAUGUUCGGGUGACACCUGGCGCUCCUGUGUGCAGGGACUUUGCCACCCUAGGAUACUGCGAGAAAGGCGCCCAGUGCGACGAACGACAUGUGCACGAGUGUCCGGACUACGCCAACACUGGCGUAUGCCAUAAGAAAAAUUGCCGGCUGCCCCAUGUCGACCGUGCCGGGCAGAUGAAGAAUGCCGUCACCAAGACGGUUGGUGAGGACGAUGACGCAGAGUCGGACGCCUCCAGCGAUGACGAAGAAUACGACGAAAUCGACUCAGAUGACGUCGACUCGGACGAUCUGGACGAGGAUGAGUCGGAGCUCAUUGCUGCCGGGUCUGACGUUGGAGACCUCGCGCGGCAACAGGACUUUGUUCCCCUCUAGUUGUACAUUUUGCCCACUAACUCCGUAGCAGUUUUGUAAUUGACAUUGGCUGAGGUUGUAUGGGGAAAUGAAGACAAGGGAGAAAACCAAAAAAAGAAAGAAAGAAAGAAAGUCAGAGUGCAAAAGACAAAAACAAGGAAUAGUGAAUGAGCGAGAGUUGAAAACGAACAUACUUGCUUUGGAUUGAAAGUUUAUGCUUCAUGGAUUGUCGUGUACCAGUGGCAGGCCAAGAUACCCUUUCAUUAUGUUGAUUGAUCGAAGGUAGAA